AACUUUCUCUAGGCAUUAUUGGGGGUUCAUUGGGCUUAAAAGGGGCCCAGGAAUAUCCAACGCAGAGAGUAACGGCCGACCAACAAGUCCAAGCUCCAAGGAAAGGAAAAUCCACCGCAUCAGGUCUCCGAUUUAUUGAGGUUUUCCCUUUAUUAUGGAGUAGAAGUCAGAGCGUAACAAACCAGGAACUUGUGCUUUUGGCUAAACGGUUUGGAGCGAAGCCAUGGCCGAGAAGGACGAGCUCGCCGAGUCGCUCAACGACCUCUUCACCAGCGUCUCCACCAUGAUCAAAUCCGAGCUCCAAGGGACGAACAAUCACCUGGAGCUGUUGGAGAAGAUGAAUCUGAAAGUGGCCGAAGAGUACAAAGGCUUCGGCGACGUGGCCUCCGGGCUGAGAGUUUUCGUGGAGCAGUUGAAGUCCAAGAGCGGUAGCUUCGACCAGUACGUCCACCAGAUCGAUGCCAUAGAGCAGCAAGUCACCGACUUUGAAGCUGUCAUCUCAAUGCUUGAUAACCAUGUGUCUUUGUUGGAAUCCAAAGUGCAGUCUCUGUACCAACACCCUCCCACUUCGUCAAAUAAUUGAGAUUAUUUGUUUGCUU
Messenger RNA from Alnus glutinosa, 599 nucleotides. Its product is annotated as biogenesis of lysosome-related organelles complex 1 subunit 2. Bases 224 to 583 code for a protein of 119 amino acids. The transcript has 3 exons. NCBI's taxonomy places the organism in Eukaryota, Viridiplantae, Streptophyta, Magnoliopsida, Fagales, Betulaceae. The record is from RefSeq and is a predicted model, not a curated record.